Homarus americanus (American lobster) is the source of this 2067-nucleotide messenger RNA. RefSeq lists its product as uncharacterized. Gene Ontology annotation, cellular component: neuron projection membrane. Gene Ontology annotation, biological process: synapse organization. Lineage: Eukaryota; Metazoa; Arthropoda; Malacostraca; Decapoda; Nephropidae. The record is from RefSeq and is a predicted model, not a curated record.
UCAUAGAGUGAGGAUGUCCGCUCCGCCAUAUCGUAUAUAACUUCACCUGCCCCCGACCACUUACCACUCGUCCAACCAAUACUCUCCAAACUUGAAUACUAUUAAAUACAUUUACCAAGGAGUUAUAUAUUGAAGGAAAUAAAUAACUCAGCGUAAGGACAUAAGAGAAGUGUAUAUAAUUUUGUGUUUUUAGUGAAAGAGAACUUUUGGUUGGCUUAAGCUGUCAACGUUACACAGGAGGUUUAGCCAAGAUUAUCUCCCGACUUCCCAAACUCUUAUAAAAAUAAUCCCCGGAACUCACUUGUGGACGAGACCAACUCCCUCCGUCAAGAUGGAUAUAACGUAGACUCCUGACAAUGUAGAAACUUGAUCGAACUUUAUAAAGACGAUUUAGAACAAAAACAACUUAAAAAAUAUAAAAAAAUACGAAAAACUCAAAAUCCUGUGUUGGGAAAGAGCCAGGAAAAAUUAGUGAACUCUGCGGAAGUUUUCUGCAAAAUUGGAAACGAGGCUUGAAAUUUCUCGCCCAAAUUCAGAAUCUGACGUCUAAAGUUUCCCCCUUAAAGCCUCACCUUAUUUACAAAGAAAACGAAGAAUUUGAGAAGCUGAUAGUGUAAAGAAAAUGGGUCGUGGCGUCUUCAUGGUAGCUGUUGCUGUCUUUCUACACGUGGGUGUGAGUGGUUGGCGCCAUGAUGGAGCAGUGACCCAUCGGAAGCACAGUAACAGGGCUACCAACAUUGGGCGACUCUUACCGGAGCUGCAGAACAAUACGGUGGUGGUGGCACAGGUUGGCGGCACUGCGACCAUUAAGUGCUACACAGUGUUCCUUGGUGACGAGAUGGUGACAUGGAUGAAGCGAGACGAGGAUCAAUUACUGGCGGUGGGGACACAGGUGUAUUCCUCAGACGCCAGGUACUCCGUUGCUCACCUGAGACACGACAAGCUGUGGGAGUUCUCUGUGAGGGCCGUCCGGAAGGCUGACGCUGGCCUGUAUGAGUGUCAGCUCACCACACACCCUCCCACUGCACUCUUCUUCACUCUCAAGGUUGUAGAGGCACGGGCCGUCUUGGGAGGAGGAGCCGAGGUGCACGUACACAAGGCGUGUGGGCUCCGGUGUACGGUAGAGUACGCCACGGAACCCCCUGCUUACGUCUUCUGGUUCCACAAUCACACUAUGAUUAACUAUUCCCCACGACGGCCACUCAGAGUCCUUCAUCACCACCUGGGCAGCUCCCUCGUCAUCACCAACGUUACCUGGGAGGAUGCUGGGACGUAUACCUGUGAACCUCAUCUAGCGGAACCUGCUAAUCUUACUCUCCAUGUUGUGGAAGGUGAGAAACACGCAGCUCUACACAACGGUCAAAACGAUGGGGCUGAACAAGAAGUCACUGCCGCUGCCGCCUCCUCCUCCUCCGCUGGACAUUCUUCUCACAACCCGUCAACUUUCCUCCUAAUUGGCUACUGCUGUCUGCUGAAAAUGCUGUCGCUCUUUCAUCAUCCAGCCUGUGAAACUUUAAACACUGACAGUUCAUCGUGGUUAUGAGUGUCAAAAUGGAACUUGUGUACUGUGUGUCUUAAGUCAAAUAGAUUAGAUUUUGUAUAUAGGUUUAGGUGAUUAUCGUGUGGGGGACGUACAUAGAUUACGUUCACAAAGAGAGAGAGAGAGAGAGAGAGUAUGUGUCAAGUAUGAGAACGUUCACAGGUCAGUAGUGAAGAUCAAUAAGGAAGGUACUGAACGUAAUUAAGAUAAAGGAAUACAAAAAUAUUGAAAUAAGGUGAACGUAAUUAAUGUAGAGCUCCAGUGAUUACAAGAGACAGAAUGUAAUCGGUAAAGAGUCCCCACACACACCUGAGUUUCCACACCUGACUCGUCCAUACCUGAGUCCCCUCCACACCUGUAUGUUCUCGUGGUGGUGCACGGGUAAAAGCUCUCUUCACUACCUCUGGGACAAUGACGUUGAUACCAGAAAUCUAACACAGGUUUAUUGUUUAUUUAUACCAUUCAGGUUCAAAGUUAACAUGACACACACACACACACACACACACACACACACACACACACACACA